CUUACAAAGACACUGAGGGCAUUAACUAUCUCAGCUGUAGGUAAGCAAAUUGCUCGUAGUCGACAAUCUCCUCUCUGCUUGAUAAUCAAUCAGGAGCUCAUGUUGCAAAUCCACGAAUCGGUGACGUCGUUCAGGAAAGCUAUAUAAACCUGACUGUGACAUGAAUUCAUCAGCAUACAUCAAAUACCUACAUUUAUCCUCCUCCUCCAAUACUUACCUUACACGACACAAGCACUACAGAGCUAUUCAACAUGCCAAAACUCUUCAUCACCGGCGCAACUGGCUACAUUGGAGGCGACGCCCUCUAUGCCAUUGCAAAUACCUACCCCGAUCUCGAAAUUGCCGCCCUGGUCCGCAAUAGCGAUAAAGGCGCCAAGGUCGCAGCACAAUACCCCAAGACUCGCCUCGUUUAUGGCACGCUCGACAGUACUGACCUCCUUUCCGAGGAAGCUUCAAAUGCAGACAUUGUUCUUCAUUGUGCUGAUUGCGACCACCUGGCUUCUGCCCAGGCACUGGUUGCUGGCCUUGCUCGCAAUGGGCGAAAAUCUUAUCUCAUCCACACCUCUGGCACCGGCAUACUUGCAUUUGCCGAUUUUGACGAAAAUACCUACGGCAUUGCCAGAGAAAAGGUCUAUGAUGAUUGGGACAACAUCACUGAAGUCACCUCUCUCCCGGAUACCGCUAUCCAUCGCAAUGUUGACAAAGUUAUCCUGGGCUCCCACGAGGCAUCGUCGGGCAACAUCCAGUCGGCCAUCGUUUGCCCUCCCUGCAUCUAUGGUCCUGGACGCGGACCUGAUAACAAGCGCAGCGUGCAAGCGUACGACAUGACUGAGGCCGUAUUGAAGCGAAUGAAAGGUUUCGUCGUAGGGGAGGGAAAGAAUCGAUGGACCGAGGUGCACGUCCAAGAUCUCAGCGAAGUGUUUCUCGCCCUUGUAACAGCGGCUCUGUCGCCUGAUGGCGGCAAGGCUACCUGGAAUCAAGAAGGAUACUAUUUUGCAGAGAACGGUGAAUUCUACUGGGGUGACAUUGGACGCAAGAUUGCCGACAUUGCCUUCAAGAACAAACUCAUCAACCACGAGGGAAUUGAUAAUGUGAGCAAAGAUGAAGCGGAUCAAAUGAGACCAGCCGGUAGUUACCUCUGGGGCACCAACUCCCUUUGCAAGGCUAUCAGAGCUAGGAAGCUGUUUGGGUGGACGCCUAAACAAAAGAGUCUCUCUGACCUCUUGCCAGAGAUUGUCGAUGAUGAAGCCAAGCUGCUGGGUCGUAUUCGGCAGCACGCUGAGGAGGCGGCUGAAGGGCGUAUUCUAAAGUAGAUGUAGCUGGUGCAGAAUAGUCGAAAUUGUUCAAGUUCACCAUGACAUGAGCCUCGGCAAAACUGCUCGAACUUACGUCAUGCAUUUCAACCUCC
Messenger RNA from Bipolaris sorokiniana ND90Pr, 1408 nucleotides. RefSeq lists its product as uncharacterized. Lineage: Eukaryota; Fungi; Ascomycota; Dothideomycetes; Pleosporales; Pleosporaceae. The transcript has 2 exons. The record is from RefSeq and is a predicted model, not a curated record. Bases 252 to 1313 code for a protein of 353 amino acids.